UCCCUGUUGCCAUCUAGUGGAUCCCUGGUGCUCGCCUGAGGAUCAGAUGUAACUGAGCCCGGUUUGGCCAAAGUAAACCCGCCUCACCCCUGCGCUCACAAACCCCACGGCUCCGUUUCCUCAUCCUGGAAACAAGGGCGCAUUCUCUCAGCUGUGGGCCGCGGCAGAGACGGAUCAGAACACAAAUAAAGAAAGGCUGAGAGGGGCCAGGGAGGAUUGUUUGGUGUGAAAGCCCGCCGAGCUUAUUGAGGAAUGUGGAAUUAUGAAAAAUUGCUUAUUUGAUAUCUGAAGUAUGUGUUUCUUUUCACCCCAUCUCUCACCCCUCUUCUCCUUUCGUUGUCUCUCAGUGGGAGUUGGAGCACUGGAUUCUGAGGGGGAUACCCGUCCGUCGGCCCUCGGCAGGCUGGGUCACACUGCGUCUCUACAGCGGGGGGGCAGCCUGCGAACACCGCGGCCCAGCACCUGGCGCUCUGAAACCCCGCAGCAGGUGCAGUUUGUGGAGAAGCUCUCCGAUGUGGUGAUUGGUCAGUUGCCCAACUUCUGGAAGCUCUGGAUCUCUUAUGUUAACGGAAGUCUUUUCAGUGAGACUGGAGAGAAGUCUGGGCAGGUGGAAAAGUCCAAGAAGAAUGCCAGACAGAGGCAAAAUGAUUUUAAAAAAAUGAUCGAGGAGAUGACCAAUCGGCUGGUGAACCUGGUUCGGGGGGCUCUCCUCCCCACCACGCUGUCACAGGGGGAUCUGAGUCUUUACGGAGGCUGGGAGAACAAGACGGAGCUGACUGGAGCCUGGCUCACACAGAUCAUACACACCGUCAGGGCUUGUCACGAGGCCAUGUCUGCUCUGGAGAUCCCUAACGACCUGCUGCAGGUGAUCCAGGAUCUGCUGCUGGAUCUGAGGGUCCACUGCCUCAUUGUGACUCUGCUGCACACCACUGAGGAUGUCAAGAGGCUCGCUGAGAAGGAGGACUGGGUCGUGGAUAAUGAGGGAAUUACCAGCCUGCCUUCUCAGUUUGAGCAGUGCAUGAUCCUGAUGCUGCUGUCCCUCAAAGAGCCGAUGGAGAUCAAACAAGGAGAAAUGAAUGUGCUGCAGAUAGACCAGGUCCAGGAUCAGGCCACAGAGCUCAGUGUGGGCAUCAUGAAGGUUUUCAUAAACUGCUUGGAGCACCUGAGCACUAAAAGUGAUGGAGAUAUUGAUGCAUCUCACAACAUUUCAGUGGACCUCUCCUCGCCGGUUCGUUUUUCUGGAAUUCACGAGGGCUUCAGCCCAACAUCUGAGCAGCGUCUACUGAUCAUCCUCAGUAACUGCCAUUACCUGGAGAAACACACCUUCCUGAACCUGGCUAACUACUUUGAGAAACACGGCCUGACAGGCACCGAGAAGAUCACACAGGUGAGUAUGGACGCAGUCCGAGGGCUGGACAGAAAACUGUUUGAGGCUUACAUCGAGAGACGUGCCGACCCGAUCGCUGGCUCUCUGGAGCCGGGGAUCUACGCUGGGUACUUUGACUGGAGGGACUGCCAAACACCUACAGGUGUAAGGAACUACCUGAAGGAAGCUCUGGUCAGCAUCAUCACAGUUCAUGCUGAGGUCUUCACCGUGUCUAAGGAUCUGGUUCCUCGGGUUCUUUCUAAAAUUGUCGAGUCAGUUGCGGAUGAGAUGUGUCGUCUUAUGCAAUGUGUAUCAUCCUUCAGCAAGAACGGAGCCCUGCAGGCUCGUCUUGAACUCUGUGCUCUGAGAGACGCCAUUGGUGCCUACCUAAACUCUGAAAGCAAUGCCAGCUUCAAACUGGCUUUGGACGUCCUUCCUCAGCUACACAGCGGAGCCGAUAAGAAGUUGUUGGAAGAGCUGCUGAACAAGUUUAAGAGCAGCAUGCAGCUCCAGCUCACCUGCUUCCAGCCCUCCUGCAUCCAGCCUGUUAAAAGAUAAACUCCUUUCACUCUAUCUGGCACUUUUCCUUAUCUUAUCUCUGUGUGAUCAGCUAAUGAACUAUGGCAGUUUCUUUUCACUGAUCACUUCACUGGUUUACUCAUCGCUCUAUUUCGGUGUCACUUCCUACUUCUGCUUCACCAAUGUUCAUCUAAUCGCAAAGACACGAAAUGAGUUGAUUUCAUUGUUACUGUGUAGGACAGUCCCAGUCUGGCUGGUUAUGCUAAUCACAUAGGGCUACUCAACAGGGAGUGUGCAAGAGGCUAACUAGGUAGUUUCGAGAAAGUUAUAGACUGUAACCAUGAUGGAGUCACCGUCUCUCAGACUGAAAUAUUUUUUCUAAGAUUAAAAGUUGAUGUUGAUGCUUUAUACCGUGCCAUCUCCAAUACCCAAUAAAUACAAAAAAUAUGGUUAAAACA
Molecule: messenger RNA, 2343 nt
Organism: Notothenia coriiceps (black rockcod)
Lineage: Eukaryota; Metazoa; Chordata; Actinopteri; Perciformes; Nototheniidae
Product: exocyst complex component 2-like
Exons: 17
Coding region: 293-1924 (543 amino acids)
Biological process (GO): exocytosis; Golgi to plasma membrane transport
Cellular component (GO): exocyst
Source: RefSeq, a predicted model, not a curated record